CCUCUUUGCUCAAUCCAUCCAUCCAAAGUUUUCAUAAAAUCAAAGCAUUGCAAUCAGUUUUUAACAUCUGGGAAAAAUGACACAAGAUAUUGAGAUGAAAGAGCAACAAGAAGUUCAAGCAGCUCCUUCUAAUUCGGUUUCAUCCAAGAUUCCUUCUGUUUUACAGGAAUUGAAGGAGAUUGUGGCAUUGAUUGAGAUGGGAGCUUAUGCCCGUGAAGUUCGGAGGAUAUUGAGGGCUAUUAGGCUGACUAUUGCCCUAAGAAGUAAGUUGGAUGCUUCGGUGGUUUCUUCGUUUGUUAACUUUGCUCUUGCGCCUGGUUCGGAAACUCAUUCUCGCUUAACUUCGUAUCUUCCAAAGGAUGGCAAGCAUGACAUGGAAGUUGACACUGCAUCAUCUGCAACUCAAGCUACAGCAAAACACUCUCCAGAGCUUGAGAUCUACUGUUACUUGCUUGUGCUAAUAUUCCUGAUUGAUCAGAAAAAAUACAACGAGGCCAAGGCUUGUUCCUCAGCGAGCAUUGCCCGUUUGAAAAACAUUAAUAGGAGGACUGUGGAUGUUUUGGCAUCCAAACUCUACUCCUACUACUCUCUUAGCAAUGAACUUACCGACAAUCUCUCUGAAAUUCGUGGUAAUCUCCUUGCGCUGCACCGGGUUGCUACAUUGCGUCAUGAUGAGUUGGGGCAGGAAACACUCCUCAAUCUGUUACUUCGCAACUAUCUCCAUUACAAUUUGUUUGAUCAAGCAGAGAAGCUGAGAUCUAAGGCACCACGUUUUGAAGCUCAUUCGAAUCAGCAGUUUUGCAGGUACCUAUUUUACCUUGGGAAGAUUAGGACGAUUCAGCUAGAGUACACCGAUGCAAAGGAGUCCCUUCUCCAAGCUGCUCGAAAAGCCCCUGUAGCUGCUCUUGGUUUCCGUGUUCAAUGCAACAAGUGGGCUGUGAUUGUUCGUCUGCUUCUUGGAGAGAUCCCUGAGCGAACUGUCUUUAUGCAGAAAGGCAUGGAGAAGGCCUUGAGGCCCUACUUUGAGCUGACAAAUGCUGUUAGGAUUGGAGAUCUUGAGCUAUUCAAAGCCGUUGCAGAAAAGUUCUCCUCGACUUUCAGCACAGAUCGAACCAACAACUUGAUCGUAAGACUGCGUCACAAUGUCAUAAGAACCGGACUGCGCAACAUAAGCAUCUCUUAUUCACGUAUCUCACUCGCUGAUGUGGCAAGAAAGCUCAGGUUGGAUUCCCCAAACCCUAUUGCUGAUGCCGAGAGCAUCGUGUCUAAGGCCAUUCGUGAUGGUGCCAUUGAUGCCACACUUGAUCAUGCAAAUGGAUGGAUGGUAUCUAAGGAGACGGGUGACAUAUAUUCAACAAACGAACCUCAAAUGGCCUUCAAUUCUAGAAUUGCUUUCUGCUUGAACAUGCAUAAUGAGGCAGUACGUGCCCUUCGGUUCCCCCCUAAUUCCCAUAAAGAGAAAGAAAGUGCUGAGAAGAGGAGAGAGAGACAACAGCAGGAGCAAGAGCUUGCCAAACAUAUAGCUGAAGAAGAUGAUGACGACUUUUGAUUUGGAUCUUUGUAACAACGUUCUUCAUUGAGUAAUCUAUUGCUUUUGGAUCGUGUAAUGUGAUUUUUAGCCCGUCACAACUUGUGUAAUUUGGAAUGGUAAUCUUAUGAACUCUUGUGUUGUAGAUGUAGCUGGUUAUUACUAUCGAUUCAGCAAACUGGCUACAAAAUUGUUAUUUCUUUUAAGAGUGGGUAACUUUUUUAGCCAUCA
Erigeron canadensis is the source of this 1759-nucleotide messenger RNA. Its product is annotated as probable 26S proteasome non-ATPase regulatory subunit 3. Lineage: Eukaryota; Viridiplantae; Streptophyta; Magnoliopsida; Asterales; Asteraceae. Gene Ontology annotation, biological process: regulation of protein catabolic process; ubiquitin-dependent protein catabolic process. Gene Ontology annotation, molecular function: enzyme regulator activity. The transcript is spliced from 9 exons. Gene Ontology annotation, cellular component: proteasome complex; proteasome regulatory particle, lid subcomplex. The record is from RefSeq and is a predicted model, not a curated record. Bases 77 to 1549 code for a protein of 490 amino acids.